This is a messenger RNA of Misgurnus anguillicaudatus (oriental weatherfish), 3046 nucleotides long. RefSeq lists its product as uncharacterized. Gene Ontology annotation, molecular function: ubiquitin-protein transferase activity. Lineage: Eukaryota; Metazoa; Chordata; Actinopteri; Cypriniformes; Cobitidae. The record is from RefSeq and is a predicted model, not a curated record.
GUCAAAAUUACGAGAAUAAAGUCGAAAUAUUUCGAGAAUAAAGGCAAAAUUACGAGAAUAAAGUCGAAACAUUUCGAGAAUAAAGUCAAAAUUAUGAGAAAAAAAGUCGAAAUAUUUCGAGAAUAAAGUCAAAAUUAUGAGAAAAAAGUCGAAAUAUUUCGAGAAUAAAGUCAAAAUUAUGAGAAAAAAAGUCGAAAUAUUUCGAGAAUAAAGUCAAAAUUAUGAGAAAAAAGUCGAAAUAUUUCGAGAAUAAAGUCAAAAUUAUGAGAAAAAAGUUGAAACAUAAUUUGAGCAUUGAGUGACGAGAGCAUGCGCCGAACUUGAGAAGGGGAACCACCAUCCACACACACUUUGUCAUCUAUUAAAAGCCCCAUGAUGGAGGAUAAUACUGAUGCUCUUAAUGUUUUCAAAUUCCUGCGAAGUCGGGGCAUCUCUGAGGAGGCAGUCACGGUAAUGGAACAGCAAAAGAUUGACAGAGAAGUCAUCCUGCUUAUGGAAGAUGCCGAACUGGCAAAGUACCUGCCCUCAUAUGGAGACAGAAUUGCACUGAUACAUUUCUGCAGGCAUCAGACACCAUCUGUAAAGCGAAAGCUGGGUCUUUUUAACAAACUAAAAGAGAAAAUGAAGCUUAGAAAAGAGGAAAAUGAGGAUGAGCCACAAACUUUAAACAAAAAGGCAAACUGCAAAACAAAACCAUGCACACGAACCAUUGAAAUUGGAUGGCUUCACAAAGAAAGUGAAGUAGUAAAGCAGGUUCGGGCAAGACAAGGUGGGGGGACUAGAAAAAUACAGAUAAGUGUUCAGGCAGGAUAUGACGAAAUACUAAAGGAAGGAAAGGCAUUAUUCUUUCCCAACGGAAGCUCCACCAAAGGUCCUGAAUCUGAUUUUGAAUUUGAAGUUUGGGACUUUAAGCAAAAUCCUCUUCCCAAGAACCUGUCAGUCGGAAUGAUUUACAAUACUGUCAAACUCCCCAUGCUACGAUUCUAUAUAGCAACUUGUCCAAAAAUGAAUCUGACAGAAGAGUCUAGUGAUGAACCUGACCAGGCUACUGAUGCCUCUGAUUUGGAUCUGAAUAAAGGUGAUGGCGGGUCUACUCAGAAUGGAUAUGAGCAACUAGACUUAAAUGAGCCUCAGGACACCCUACCGGAUGUGUUCUUUAUUUCUGCAGAAGACAUUAGUGUAAAUUCCUCCGGAGACCAUCUUGCAAGCCUGAUGUUCAAUGUCAGCAGUGACCCUGAGAUUACAUUUGGUCCACAAGAGCACAGUGACAGAGAUUCCCUUAAUGACACAUUGGCCCAUGAGCCUUGUGAACAAAGUGCUCCAAAUGCUUUGCCUGACAGGAUUUUAACCAUACACUACUCAAAUAGCUUCAAUGACAUGAUAGAGGCAUUUUCAGACAACAAAAUUGUCACCCAGUCCUUAUCAGUGCAACGUAUACUUCCCAAUAACUCAGAGGAAGCAGGUAGUGGUCCAGGUGUCCUUCGUGAUGUGUACAGUAGCUUUUGGUCUGAUUUCUACGAACACUGCACUGUUGGAACAUCUGUAAAAGUGCCUUUCCUCAGGCAUGACUUCAGCACUGACAAAUGGAAAGCUGUGGGGCGAGUCCUUCUUAAAGGGUUUAAAGACUGCAAAUACAUGCCCAUCAAACUUGCUGCACCAUUUCUGGAGGAGAUGCUGUUUGGGGUUGUAUAUACAGACCUAAAGGAAACAUUCCUUAAUUUUGUGAGCUGCCAGGAGCGAGAUGUUCUCAAACAAGCGCUAAAUGACUUUUCCUCUGUUGACAUGGAUGACCUUUUGGACAUCAUGAACACUUAUGAGUGCCGGAGGAAGGUCACUGCUUCAUCUCUAUCUGCAAUAGUUGAUGAAAUUGCUCAUAAAGAGCUCAUACAGAAACCAAUGUUCGUAAUUGACUGUUGGAAGGAGGUCACAAAUGGCCAGAUCUCUCUAAGUCAUGAAAAUAUUGAACAACUAUACAAAGAUUUAGAGCCUACACCGAAAAAGGUGAUUGGGUUUUUGAAGUUCCCUCCAGGAAUGUCAAAUAAUCAAGCAGAAGUUGCCAACCACCUAAAGAGGUAUAUCAGGGAAAUUGAUGAAGACAAGCUCAGGAGAUUUUUGAGAUUCUGUACUGGUUCUGAUUUGAUGGUUGCAGAUGCUAUUCAGGUGCAGUUCACUUUCCAGACAGAUUUUACUAGACGGCCAAUUGGACGUACCUGUGGAUCGGUCCUAGAACUCUCAGACUCCUAUGACAAUUUCCCACAGUUUCGUGCUGAAUUUAACUGUGUUUUGGAAAGUAACAUCUGGGUCAUGGACAUUGUGUAGCUGGAAUAUUUUUGUUUCACAUACACACUUACAAACUUCAUAAAUGCCCAUAAGUGUAAAAAAGAAGAAAGUUGAUUCAUAAAAAUAUCAAAGUGCAGAACACUGCACUGUUUCACAGUGUUCAAGACUUUGCACGUGGUAACUGUGCGAAUACGUUGGAUAUGUUGUGCUUAUCUUAUGUUUGAUGCAAAUUUAUAUGCUCAUUCAAUGUUGAAUUCUGAAGAAAAACAGGUUUUUAUUCAAGUUGUGCAAUGCAGAAAACAUACACUGUUCGGGGCCUUGCACAUCUGUUAACAUUGUGUUUGUUUACUUAUUAAUUAGUAUUCAUAUACUCCAAUUGAAUGUUGUAAAAUGUUAAGGUAGAAAGUAAACUUUCUCUGUUUAGAGAAUAACACUUCAAAAAAAGAUACAUGAGUUAUCAGCAGCUUUCUAAAAUGCUUCAUGCAGUCACUGUGAGGUUUGCAUAUAUUUACUGUUUAUAGAUGUCUGAUUUUUUUGUUGGUAGAGGUUAAAUCUUAAAUGUGCAUUUUUGUUAAACAUUUUGCAUGUAUUACCUCUACUGGUUCACUACCAGUUAAUGUUUAUUAAUGUUGAUUACUGGUAUACUGUACUUUUAUGUUUAAAACAUAUUACAAUGCAGGUACAUUAGCAUAACACAUUUUCUGAAACAGUCUGAGUCUUAAGAUCAGAGCUCAAGUUUAAAACAUUAAAAGUUUUUCUUUCUAGA